CUGGAGAAUUUGGAGUACAAGGGACAUCCUGCCUGUCAAAAACCUCUUGCCCCAUUUUUUAACAUAUUCGUACAAAUCCGCUGCGGCCGUCUAUGGAUAUUCCGCCCCUCCCCACCGUGACGGCGGCAGUGUCCACAAUGAUAGCGGCGGCGGGUCAACAGGUACAGCUCCCCCCUCCUCCUCCGCCACCAACAACGCACGUCAACUACGCUGACUCCGUAGACUCCUCCCCUCGGUCCCGCAACACAGACUCCUGGGACGAACCGCCACCGUACGCCGCCGCUUCAGGCGCCGGAAAGCUGCGGCUGAUGUGUAGCUACGGCGGACACAUAGUUCCCCGGCCCCACGACAAGUCCCUCUGUUACGUUGGUGGCGACACGCGGAUCGUUGUCGCCGAUCGGCAAUCCUCGCUUUCCGACUUAUCAAUCCGCCUCUCGAAAACGCUCCUUGGCGGACGCUCCUUCUCCCUCAAGUAUCAGCUCCCCAACGAAGAGCUCGAUUCCUUAAUCUCCGUCACAACAGACGAGGACCUAGAGAACAUGAUCGAUGAGUACGACCGCAUCAACUCCAAUUCUAGUGGUACCAGGACUUCUCGCCUCCGAUUGUUCCUUUUUCCAUCCAAGUCCGACACGAUUUCCUCAAUCGGGUCGCUUAUCGAGAGCUCGACGAAGUCAGAGGACUGGUUUUUCAGCGCGCUCAAUGGUGCGACUUCGACUUCCACAAAGGUCUUGUCUGAGUCUUCAUCAGUGAAUUGCCUCCUGGGACUCGACGAUGAUGUUGCUAAUGGAAAUUCAACUGGAAAAGAUGCGGAGGCUCUGCCGGAUGGUUCGAUUGGCAGCAAAAACGGCGGAGUAAACCAAGCUAAAGCGAAUUUCCCAGACGUUCAAUCUGUUCCGGAUUCUCCUAUGUUAGGAAUGACAUCCUCUUUUGAUUCGACGUCCUCCGCUACUCCUUUGGGGAAUUUGCCUCCUAUUAGGGUCCGAGUUGAGGAUAAUCAAAGGGGCGGAAUCGAGGAGCAUUUUUCACAGAUGACGAUUGGAGCAGCGACCGGAGGGCAUAAACAGCAGGAGGAGAGAGGCUUUGCGGCAUUGACAUCACCUCCUGCACCUCCUCCGGUUGUGGUGGAGUAUCCAAGUCGAGUUUUCUCUGAUGAUGAGAGAUCUGAGCAUGGUCUCACUGCUGUUGGCUACCCAAAGCCACCACAGUCACAACCACUGCAGCAGCUUCCUCCCCAAUCGCAGCCUAAACCUACUGAUUUGCCUUCCCCUGGUUCAGUUUCAAGCGAGGGUAGUGUAGCAAACCCAUUGGCCCGACCAAAGAAUUACAUAUAUCAAGACCCUAUUGUGCAAAUUCAGCCUGGGGUUAGAGCUUCUGCCAGUCCAGUUGAUCCAAUGAUCAAUGAUCCAAACAGUAGGGCUCAGAUUCAACAACAGCAACUUCAGGAUUCUGGAUAUGUGUUUCCAAGCCAUUUUGAUCACCACCCUCAAAUGCAUCAGCACCAACAGUAUGUUCAUGCAGGGCAGUUUGUCCACCAUAUCCCAACUGGAGCAAUGCCCAUGACAUCUUAUUACCCUCUAUACCCUUCUCAACAGCAACACCAUCCUGCUAUGGACCAUCCAUACCCAGUUUACAUUGUCCAGGCUAGGCCGACACAAGCAUACAAUUUCCCAGUCCAACAAACCAGUGACCCUUCUUCUGCCCCUUCUUCUCUUCCCCAAACACCUCCUUCAACCACAGUGGCCCCCACUACUGUAGGUGCUCCGCAAUUGGUUCAGCAUGCCCCUGGCCAGCGUCAGUAUGCCGGUGGAUACUCUCAGGUUCAUCAUAUCCCGUCUCAGUCAAUUGCCGCACCUACUUCAGCUUCUACUGCAAACUAUGCUUAUGCAUAUUCUGAUCCUACACUCCCACCACAGAUAUACUAUACUCAGCCACCUUUUGCACCCCAGUUGUCCGCGGGUCAAUUCCAAACAAUGAAAUCUGCCCCGGUUAUACCUCCGGAAACUUCUUCUCAGCUUCCCACAGAAAACAUCAACCAGCAUACUUGAAUAGAGGUGCGAGAGGUGGUUUGUGGAUUGAAGAAACAGUUUUGCAUCAGUUGGGUUUGGUUUUGGAAUUUAUUGUGUUACAUGUUUGUUUCACUGUUGAUUAUUUGAAUGUGAUGUGUAUUUUGUCGAAGAUAAUAAUAUUAACUUUGGGGUAUUCUUUCUUUUUCUGUAUGUAAUGCUGUUAUUAUUACCGUGGAACUGUGAAAUUAAUAGUUGUCUAAAAUUUAUAUAUGUGAAAUUAGAAAUCCUGAUACUUAUACAGUUCUUUGUUUCAGCUGUGGUAUACUUAUGAUUUAAUGCGUUUUAAUCAAAGGUGUUAUCCAGAUGAUUAAGCUGUCCUGGC
This is a messenger RNA of Cuscuta europaea, 2388 nucleotides long. Lineage: Eukaryota; Viridiplantae; Streptophyta; Magnoliopsida; Solanales; Convolvulaceae. The record is from the annotation of a GenBank genome assembly.